Molecule: messenger RNA, 834 nt
Organism: Malania oleifera
Lineage: Eukaryota; Viridiplantae; Streptophyta; Magnoliopsida; Santalales; Ximeniaceae
Product: putative expansin-B2
Exons: 4
Coding region: 1-834 (277 amino acids)
Biological process (GO): sexual reproduction
Cellular component (GO): extracellular region
Source: RefSeq, a predicted model, not a curated record
AUGGCUUCCCUGCUGGUUCUUCGUUCCCACAUGAUCGCUAUUGCAGCCCUGAUUUCUCUUUUGCUCACCACUUGCCACUGCUUCAAUCCCAAGCUCUUCAAUGUCUCGACGGCCGACUCUGAUUCGGGUGCUUGGCUAGCUGGCGGGGCUACCUGGUAUGGGGCAGCCAAUGGCGAUGGAAGCGAGGGAGGGGCUUGUGGAUUUAAGGAUAUCGUGGGCAAAGCUCCGAUAAAUUCCCUGAUAGCUGCUGGCGGCCCAUCUCUAUACAAUUCAGGCAAAAGCUGUGGAGCUUGUUAUGAGGUAAAAUGCGAAAGCACUGCUAAUGCAGCAUGCUCGGGGAAUUCGGUAACAGUAGUAAUCACCGACGAGUGUCCGGCGGGGGGCGCAUGCAGUGCCGAGGCAGCUCAUUUUGAUUUAAGUGGUACUGCUUUUGGAGACCUCGCCGUUUCCGGCCAGUCUGAAACAUUGCGUAAUGCCGGUGUCCUCAAAAUACAAUAUAGAAGGGUACAGUGCAAGUAUCCAGGUCAGAACCUGAAUUUCCAGGUGGACGCCGGCUCCAACAAAAACUAUCUGGCGGUGCUGGCGACUUAUGUGGACGGCGCCGGAGAUGUAGCAAAGCUGGAGCUGCAGGAGGCGGGGUCCACAACAUGGGAAUCCAUGGAUCAGUCUUGGGGUGACGUCUAUAAAGCUAACGCCGCCUCCAGCAGCGGUUUCACCUUUCCCGUCUCUCUCCGCUUGACCACUGACAGCGGCCAGAGCGUCGUCGCAAAAAAUAUCAUUCCCGCCGACUGGACGGCCGGUCAAACUUACACAGCCACUGUCAACGUGGUCUAA